Molecule: messenger RNA, 1209 nt
Organism: Umbelopsis ramanniana AG
Lineage: Eukaryota; Fungi; Mucoromycota; Umbelopsidomycetes; Umbelopsidales; Umbelopsidaceae
Exons: 1
Coding region: 309-1151 (280 amino acids)
Source: RefSeq, a predicted model, not a curated record
CGGGCCCACGGCCAAAGUAGCGGCUAGCUAGUUUCUCAUAGACACAUUGUGACAGAAUGUGGGUAUAACAUGAACCAUCAAAGGUUCGAAAAUUUGAAUGGAGCAGAGGAACAAGUGUGUUUUUUCACGUUUUAGGUCAAAACGGUUGUAGAAGAUUGAAUAAGUUUCCCGUUCACACACUGCUAUUUGUGCUUUGUCAUUUGGUUUAAACCACUGUCAUUACUUUCCAGUAGUGGCUAGAAAACUAAGUUUUUCUUUCUUUUCAAAGAAGAUACCCGAAGACCAUAUACUCUUACAAAUUUGAGGCAAUGCUUGAAAUUCCUGACCUCGAGACGUUCGCAAUCAAACUGCAUUCCACUGGGGUUGCCGAAAUCAUAUUCAAUAGACCAGAAAAGUAUAAUGCCCUCUCCAGCCAGGUUUAUGCGGAAUGGUUGAAGGCAAUCAAUUGGGCUGCUCGCUGCGACGAUGUUAAGGUGACUGUACUCACCGGUCGAGGAAAAUAUUACUCAAGUGGCAAAGAGUUGGCUGUUCCUGAUCCAGUGAGCGAGUCCCUUACUUAUGAGGAAAAACUUGCCUUGUCGAAUGAAGGCUCUCGGACGACCAGGUCUCUUGUUGAAGCAUUAAUUAACUUUCCCAAACUACUUAUUGCUGCCGUUAACGGACCGGCAAUUGGUUUUGCUGUCACUUCUUUGGCUCUCUGUGAUGUUGUGUAUUCCGUGCCUAGCGCUACAUUCAGGACACCUUUUAUGCAACUUGGUAUUUGCGCCGAAGGAUGUUCAUCAACCCUUUUCCAAAGAAUCAUGGGUCCAUCAAAGGCUAACGAGAUGCUACUUAUGGGACGCCAGUUUACUGCUCCAGAGUUAUUGAAAGCUGGGUUCAUAGGUGAAAUUCUACCCGAAGAGGCUUUUUAUGAAGAUGUCUUGAAGCUAGCCACCAACGCAGCGCAGUUCUCACUUGAAGCAUUGAAGACAACAAAAAAGCUUAUUCGGGAUGUUGACCGAGAGCUUCUUCUGAAGGUGAACAAUGAAGAGUUUGAUAGGCUGGCUGAAAAGAAAAUUAGCCAAGAGUAUUUUGACAGCGUUGUUAGAUUUGUCGAGGACGCUAAAAAAAAGAAGCAGCUAAAGAAGAAGCAGAAGCUGUCCAGAUUGUGAAUUUAUGCCACACAUUCCUAUCAAUAAAUGUCAAAGUGUAUGUACAAAGCUAUCGGCU